GCUCUCUCGUUUCAGGAGCAUUUCCAUGCCUGCACCCGGCGCUCCUUCAGACACCGUCAAAAAAAAUAAAUAAAAAUAACUCACUGUCAUCGUCAGUGGAAAACACCUUCGACUCUUGACGGGACUAAUUAUUUCAAAUAGCAAGAGCAGGAGAGAUUUUUAUUGGUGGAGGGAAAUCGGCAAAAGAGAGAGAGAGAGAUCUACCGCAGUAAAGACAGGGCCCAUUGGACACUGAGCACCCUUGGGCCAGUCUGUCUAGUAGACAUGUUUCAAACUGUCCCUGACACGUCGUCUUACGUUAAGGUAAGACACCACCGUCUGUUGGAUCAGGAGGCGCUAUCAGUGGUGAGUGAAGACCAGUCCUUAUUUGAGCCUCCAUACGCUGCUGCUGCCCCUCUCCCCAAAACAGACAUGACUGCAUCUGGCACACAGGACUACAGCCAGACCCACAAAAUCAACCCUUUACCCCCACAGCAGGAGUGGAUCAACCAGCCUGUGCGGGUUAACGUCAAGAGAGAAUAUGAGCACAUGAACGGAUCCAGCAGGGAGUCUCCCGUGGACUGCAGUGUGGGUAAAUGUAAUAAGCUGGUCGGGGCUAAUGACACAUCUCAAAUGACCUAUGGGAGCUAUAUGGAUGAGAAGAAUGCUCCUCCCCCCAACAUGACCACCAAUGAGCGGAGAGUCAUUGUACCUGCAGACCCAUCACUGUGGUCUCAGGACCAUGUGCGGCAGUGGCUGGAGUGGGCCAUCAAGGAGUAUGGACUGCUAGAAAUUGACACAUCAAUGUUUCAAAAUACAGACGGCAAAGAGCUCUGCAAGAUGAGCAAAGACGACUUCCUCAGACUUACCACCCUGUACAACGCAGAAGUGCUUCUCUCUCAUCUCAAUUACCUCAGGGAAAGUAGCUCAUCAUUAUCCUACAAUACGCCAUCUCAUACCGACGCAUCACCACGUUUGGCUGCCAAAGAAGAUCCAUCAUAUGAUGCUGUACGGCGGACAGGGUGGUCUAACAACAUGCACAGUGGCAAAGGCUCACCUGUAGUUCCUCAGAAUGUGACCAAGUCCACUGAGCAGGCCAGACCUCAGCCAGAUCCUUAUCAGAUUCUGGGCCCCACCAGUAGUCGUCUCGCCAAUCCAGGCUCAGGUCAAAUUCAACUUUGGCAGUUCCUCUUGGAGCUCUUGUCCGACAGUGCCAAUGCAGGGUGCAUCACUUGGGAAGGGACCAAUGGAGAGUUUAAGAUGACAGAUCCAGAUGAAGUGGCGCGACGAUGGGGUGAGCGUAAGAGCAAGCCCAACAUGAACUAUGACAAGCUGAGCCGUGCGCUGCGCUACUACUAUGACAAAAAUAUUAUGACGAAAGUGCAUGGCAAACGCUAUGCCUACAAGUUCGACUUUCAUGGUAUUGCUCAGGCACUGCAGCCACACCCCACCGAGUCAUCAAUGUAUAAAUACCCCUCGGACCUAGCCUAUGUGCCUUCUUACCACACCCACCAGCAGAAGGUCAACUUUGUAUCCCCGCACCCUCCAUCUAUGCCAGUCACCUCCUCCAAUUUUUUUGGACCCACUGCUCAGUACUGGAGUUCGCCCACUGCAGGCAUCUACCCAAACCCAAACGUUCCUCGCCAUCCUAACACCCAUGUGCCAUCCCAUCUUGGCAGUUACUAUUGAAGCAACUCUCACCGAUCAAUGACCAACUUUUUAAACCUACCUUCUCCCCUUACUAAAAUUGCUGAGCUGCACUCCUUGUAAUGCCAAAGACUGAACUGAUGGAAACAAACAUCCAAAGAAAUGCUGUUCCUCAAAGAAGAAUGAGUAAAUUGAAUAUUUUUUUUUUGUGUGUGUGUAAGAAUUUAUAAAAACUGGAUACCUUGGUCUACAAUGGAAUACUACUUAUUACAACUGUUUAUAGAUGCACAUCUAAGUUUCCUGUGCCUGUCUUUUCCAUUGUCUUGAAAGUUUAAUCUAAAAGCCAAUACUUGUCCCAAAGCCAAAGGAAAGGUGUUGAGCCUGAGUGUGUCAACCUUUUCUCCAUGCUACCUUACCAGACAUGGGCCUACCACUUAUGGGUCUCAAUUUAUGUCCUUUUCAGUUCACCUUGCUUAAAAAAAUCAGCUGUAGCCGCUUAUUGACUACCUUUUGGGGUUUUUCCACUGUUUUUCUUAGCUUUUCUGUUCAUCUUCUUGUUUAAUGUUACUUGUGUGUGCGUGUGGAGGGGGGAAGGAAGAGUGUUGUGUGUGUGUGGGUGUGUGGGCGUGUGUGUGUGUGUGUAUGUGUGCCUCCAAUAGACACGUAAGAGAUCUUGCAAGAGGAACUUUUCUCAGCACUGAAUAAAAAUUGGCGACUGGAAUACACAGUUUACCAUGCCGCCAUUUAAUUUAUCCUCCAAAACUGGAAGGCUGGAGAAGAGUUAGGUGCCAUAGAAUGAAGCGCUGUAUGUUUCUGCUGAACCUGGGUCAACUCAGUUGCUUAAAGAAUGUUUUCAAUGUAUUUUACAUGAAGUCGAGAGAGAUGAUAGGUAAUAAGCACAGCAGAGUUAAGUCAAUUGUGCUGCAGAAGCAAAGUCUAGAUUUAAUUGCAGUAAUUUGCAGCAAUUCCCGUCCUGUGUGUCUCUCUCGUGUUUUUUUCUUUUGUUAUUUUUUUUUUUUAUUGUUGUUUUUUUUGGUAGGCCACACACUAAGCUAAGUGCUUGACUCAUCGCUUCCUUUCAGCCAUAGUAUUUUUUUAAAAAAAUAUGUUGCUCAACCAUAUCAGUAUUAAUGUGAACAUUUUCUGGCUUGUGAAAUACUCUUAAAAGAAAAAAGCCUUUCCUAAAUCAAAAUAUGUCAGAUGUGGUUAUUUAAGAAUAAUAAUAAUGCAUGUCCAUGUAUUGUCAUGAAUUUAAAACAUGAAAGUGAUUUUAGAGUAUGUGGGGGGAGGGGUUAGGGUUAUGUUGGCCUUGCUGUUUUUGAGGAUGUUGUUUAACUAUCCAAAAACCCUUGAGUCUUUAUCUACUUUCAAAAUGUGCUGAGAAUCAAAGCUCUAACCCUUGCAGAGUUAGGGUGAUGCUCCAACUGCUGAUCUAUAGCUUAUCGUUCUUAUCAAUUACCAGUAAACAACUAAAGUCCUGAAGAAGGUAUAACUGUUUUGACUCUUUUUUUAUUAUUAUUAUUUUAAAAAAUAUUUUCUGACAAUAAAAGCUGCCAAGGUUUAUCUUCUCUCUUUUUUAGGUCAGUUGUACCUAUUUCUUCAGUGUGGAGAAGUGAUGGUCCCCGUGAUUCUGAUUAACAAACACCCAUGUUGCAGCAUUUCUUUUUUUUUUUCUCCAGGGCUGGAUCCUAUCAUGAGAGCAGCAUGUUUGAUGAAAAGUUUUUCGCUGAUCUUCCAGCCCAGCAAAAUGCAAACAAAUCUCAAGUCAGAAUUUUUUCAUUAUCAUGUGAAGAAAUGUCAAAAUUACAACUAUAAUCAGCUUUUCAACUGUCAAUUUCAGAACUUAUUCAAAGGACGUCACUGAAAAUAGACACUUGAAAAUAAGUCAUUUAUCAAAGAACAAAAACCAAUGAAGUAUGACAAGAUGAAACAAAGAAAUCCUCAGAUUCGCAAACGCUGUGCGUUUGUCAGACCUAUUUUUUAUUAUUUUAUAAGCAUCAGUCAACUAGGCAUUAAAGCAACUUACUGUAUAAAUUAUGCAGAGUUAUUUUCAUAUGUGACACAGUAUAAAACGCCAAGAGAGUUAAUACGAGUUGACCUCGGUCAAAAAUGCAAACGUUUUGAGUCCAUUUCUGCUAGUAGUAUGUUGAGCAUGUUAAGUAUUUUUAUAUCUGUACAUUUGGGCAAUGCAGUUUAGCAUUUUUGUUUUCAUACAGGUGUUGUUUUCUAAAAUCUAGUUGUAACAUCUUAAGUGCCUGUAAGUUUAAAAAAUAUAUCUGUAUAUUAUUUGUUUGUAAUCCUAAAACCACAAAUGCCUGCUUAGCUCAUAAUCUAAUAGAGAUGAUUCCUAUACUUUGUAUGCAGUUCAUAAUGGUGAUGGAGAGAUUCCAGUGCCACUCCAUUUUUAUACCUAAAGUUCAUGACUAGCCCUGUGCUUUUAAGGUUUUCAGGUGUUUGAUACUCAGUAAUACAGCAUUAAUAUUUACAUCCAGCUUUCUUUGCAGAUGUAUAGCUUUAAGUGAACAAAUCCAAAGGGAACAUGUCAUUUGUAGCAUAAAGAAAUUAUGGUAAUGUACCCUUAACAUUCCUGUUUUAUAAGCAGUAUCAGUGAAGAGGAAUCUGUGCUACUUCUUCAUAUAUGCAAGGUAUUUUGGAUGUUCAAUCCAUUAUAUGUAUUGUGUGUAUAACUUUACAAUUAAGCAGUGUAUUAUUUUUUAAUAUUAAUUAAUUGUAAUUCCUGCAGUGUAUGAAGUAAAACCUUUUGAAAAAGGGCUUUUGUAUAGAAAAUGUGACAAAAUAAAUGUUUUUACCUCUCUA
Poeciliopsis prolifica (blackstripe livebearer) is the source of this 4443-nucleotide messenger RNA. RefSeq names its product Fli-1 proto-oncogene, ETS transcription factor (gene fli1). The record is from RefSeq and is a predicted model, not a curated record. The transcript has 10 exons. NCBI's taxonomy places the organism in Eukaryota, Metazoa, Chordata, Actinopteri, Cyprinodontiformes, Poeciliidae. The coding region runs from base 265 to 1668 and encodes 467 amino acids. Gene Ontology annotation, cellular component: nucleus. Gene Ontology annotation, biological process: regulation of transcription by RNA polymerase II; cell differentiation. Gene Ontology annotation, molecular function: DNA-binding transcription factor activity, RNA polymerase II-specific; sequence-specific DNA binding.